Molecule: messenger RNA, 1428 nt
Organism: Passer domesticus (house sparrow)
Lineage: Eukaryota; Metazoa; Chordata; Aves; Passeriformes; Passeridae
Product: probable E3 ubiquitin-protein ligase makorin-1
Exons: 8
Coding region: 142-1323 (393 amino acids)
Biological process (GO): protein polyubiquitination
Molecular function (GO): ubiquitin protein ligase activity; metal ion binding
Source: RefSeq, a predicted model, not a curated record
CUCAGAGCUAUCAGCAGGGCUGGUCCUCCGCCCCAAACACGUGUCCUACCGGGGGAAAGCGAUCCCGGCCGGACCCGGGGCUCACCGAGGCCAUAAAUAGCCCUGGGAGGUGGCCCAGCCCUCUUCAGUGCCGGGGAAGAGAUGGAGGUGGGCUCGAUGAUGGCAUCUGGGCCGUUUAGGGCCGAGGCAAGCUCCCUGAGACCCCUGUGCAGGAAUUUUGCCCGUGGAUCCUGUCGGUGGGGCCAGAGCUGCCGCUUCUCACACGACAGAGAAUCAGCCCGGGUGUGCAGGUACUUCCAGCGUGGCUUUUGCCGUUAUGGAGAGCAGUGCAGCUACCUGCACAUCCUGGAGGAGCCAGCACCGGUGGGGACACAAUAUGGCCUGAUGCCUCACUGCCACUGGGGCCAGGAGCCUGGCACUGAGCCCACAGCCAUGGAGCGGGACCAGGGGGGAGCCCAGCGCACCUCAGCCCGCAGCACGAAGCGUGUGGCCUUCAAGUUCCCCAAGGUGGAGGUAGAAGUGGAAGAGAAAGACAAGAAGAACAUCCCAGCACUUGGUAACAUCCCCCGUGGGGCCAUCAGUGGAGAAUUUGUCCCCACAAAAGCUCGGGGUGCCUCAGGCUUCCAGCCACAAGGGCCAGCACCGGAUCCAGGCUCCUCUGACCCCAAAGAGGCAGGUGUGGAGACGGCGACACGGACUGACCCUGCAAAGGUCCCUGCAGAGCCAGCAGCCGAGGCAGCCCUGCUCACCAGCGCAGCACUGAGAGCCCGGAGCGAGGCCGUGGUGUGUGGCAUCUGCAUGGACAGGGUGUACGAGAAGCCGCUGGCCGAGGAGCGGCUCUUCGGCAUCCUCCCGAACUGCAGCCACGCGUACUGCGUGGGCUGCAUCCGCAAGUGGCGCCGCAGCCGCGCCUUCCAGAGCGCCGUCAUAAAGGCCUGCCCAGAGUGCCGGAUCCCCUCCAGUUACUACAUCCCCCACAAAUACUGGAUCGCAGACGUGGCUGAGAAGGAGAAGCUCAUCAGAGCCUUCAAGGCACGGACAGGGAAAAUCAGGUGCAAAUUCUUCCUCCGUGGCCACUGCCCUUUCAGAUCCGAGUGCAUCUACCUGCACGAGCUGCCUGCCCGCUGGCUGAGGAGGCACAGGCAGCGGCAGCUCAGGAUGCCCACUGUGUUCAUCCCUUCUUCCUCGGAGAGCUCUGACGAGGAGGAUGAGGAGCUCUGCACGCUGGAGUGGGCUCUUACCCUGGCCAUGCUGGAGACAGAGCUUCCCCACUCAAGUUAUGGCCACGAGCUGCUUCUCAUUGACUUCAGCGACUCCGACUGAGCCGUAGGGACCACGCUGGGCCUGGUGCUGCUGCUGGCCUGGACCCCGGCGUCUCUUUUGACUCCUGCCAUGGUUUUGGGGUGGCCCUGGCCGUGGGGUGCUGCA